This is a messenger RNA of Folsomia candida, 2178 nucleotides long. RefSeq names its product ovochymase-1. Gene Ontology annotation, biological process: proteolysis. The record is from RefSeq and is a predicted model, not a curated record. Gene Ontology annotation, molecular function: serine-type endopeptidase activity. The transcript is spliced from 10 exons. The coding region runs from base 531 to 1766 and encodes 411 amino acids. Lineage: Eukaryota; Metazoa; Arthropoda; Collembola; Entomobryomorpha; Isotomidae.
UACGAGGAGAACUUUUACCAAGAAAUUAAAUUAAGGGUUCCCCAGCCCAUGGAUGGAUGGGUGGUGGUGAUUGGCAGUUGCAGUGAUAUCAUGAUAAAGAGAAAUGUGUGUUGAUAUCCCCAUUGUUUGGCCUGCCUGAGACGUACCUCCAUACGUCCAAAGGUAAGAGGGAGAUGAGAUGAAAGGCGAAAAAUAAAUGACAUUUGCUACGUUUCGCAGCUCAUUACGAGAUUGAGAGUUGGAGAGUGAAGAAGAAGAAGGUGUGAGGGGCUGAUGCGAUUUUAAAAAGUGGCCACAUUUCUGUACAGCAAGUGCCUAAUCGACUAACUUUACUCAGUCAGUGAGCCAGUGAUGAUGAAGGUCGUUAAUGUACCUGAACAUUGUGCAGUGUGAGAUUUUGUGGAAAUAAAAAAUUGGAAUCUUUAGAAUGAGUGAAUAAAUAAAAUAAAAUAAUGAUCAGCAGUAUUUCAAAGUACGAGAGAAAUUGUUAAAGUGAAAAUCAGUGAAUUUUUGAAGAAUUGUAAACUAAGAUGAGAAACGGUAGUGAAAGUUUUUGUCAUGCUGGAUUGUGCACAUGGACAAUGGCAAGAUUUGUGAUGGAGAAGCAUGGGAAAUUCAGGACUUUUAAGAGCAGAAAAACUGGCUCAUGCUCUCCUAAAGUGCUCGUAACAGCCAUAAUCCUGGUCACCUUUAUGGUCACGGAUGUAUUUGGGUAUUACAUGUUUCCAGAAAAUAGUGCAGAAUGCGGAAAAAGCAUAUUUUACACACAUCGCGAAGCCAGAGCAAGACUGAUCGAUCCUUCGCCACGAAACGAAGGGAGGCGUCGAGGGAGGGAGCUAUUUCGCAUGGUCACCAACGACACUACGGCAGGUCACAGGGGGGCCAGUCGCAGUCGAAGCCGCAGCAAUCGCGUCAACUCCAGAGUAAUGAAAUGGGCAUUGAACAACAAUGUCUCCAGUGAUGGCAAUGGACCCCUCGGAAGGAUUGUGGGGGGUCAGGUUUCUGCCCCGUAUGCGUGGCCAUGGCAGAUUUCGUUACAAUUAAGCCAUCCAACUCUUGGGUUCAUGGGUCACUGGUGUGGAGGAGUCUUAAUAGGAAGAGAAUGGGCACUGACAGCCUCUCAUUGUUUGGAAAACAAACAAUUUCGACUUGGUCAGGGCACCACGUGGUACGUCCUCGCUGGCGAAUAUGACCGCACGAAGACGGAGGGGACUGAAAAAAUGAUUGGCAUUUCCAGAAUAUUUAUUCAUGAGCGAUUCAAGGAAUUUGACAACGACAUUGCACUAUUGAAACUAUCAAGACCGAUCGAUUGGACGCCUACAAUUGCUCCCGUUUGUCUUCCGAAUGACGAUGAAGCAACACUACAGACGCUUCAAGGCGAAAUUAAAUGCGUUUCGAGUGGGUUUGGGUCACAAUCCAUCAAAGGCAAAUUAUCCUCGAAGAUGCAGCAGGUAUGGGUGAACCUUACGCCACAGGAAAAGUGUAGUCAAAUGUACCGAAAAGCAUAUAACAUUGGAAUCCGGAAUUUCCACAUUUGCGCCGGACCAGUCGAUGAAAAGACGGUCAAAGGAACGUGCGUUGGAGACAGUGGGGGUCCCCUAAUGUGCAAUAUGAAAGAUGGUCGAUGGCAUUUGGUUGGCGUGACGAGUUUCGGAUCCGGAUGUGCCAGAGCUGGAUAUCCAGAUGUAUUUUCUCGAAUCACGUACUACUUACCUUGGAUUCGAGGGAAGAUAAAGAGAUAUGGGACACCAUUUCUAGACGUUUAAAUUUAUGCCUUUUUUUACCUUUCCUGUAAAUGAUACAUAUAUAUUUUUGAUUCCUGUAUUUAUAGCAUUUACAUAUAUACCAAGCGGUUUUUUGUAUGUUACCCGUCAUUCAUUCCUUUCUACUUUAAUGAUAAUCGUACUUCAUUUUCAUUUGAAGUUCAUUCUAAUCAUGCCAAAUUAGUCGAAUCGAGUAGCCUACUCCGUAUAAAUAUUUAUAUUUUCCAAAACAUGUAGACUAAAUAUUUUUAUAUGGAUCUUCUAAAUUAUCGUCUGUACAAAUUUCUAUGAGUAUAAAAAUAGUCAAGAAUCUAACUAUAAGUGUUAAAUAUUUUGUUAUAAAUACUUCGUAGUAAGUAUUUUGGUUAAUUUUGUGAAAUAACUGAUGAUGAAAUAAUUACAUUUUUUGACCCAA